Messenger RNA from Macrosiphum euphorbiae (potato aphid), 1893 nucleotides. NCBI's taxonomy places the organism in Eukaryota, Metazoa, Arthropoda, Insecta, Hemiptera, Aphididae. The record is from the annotation of a GenBank genome assembly.
AUGCAAGAGACGACAAAACCCAACUCAAACGAUCAUGCCAAGAAAAAACAAAUGCAAAGAGCGAUUAAAAACGAAAAAAUCUACAAGUUCUUUCACCAACAUGUACCGAUCACCAAGUGGCUUCCAAAAUACAACAGUGAAAAUGCGAUGGGUGAUAUGAUAGCAGGUAUCACAAUUGGACUCACGAUGGUACCACAAAGCAUUGCAUAUGCAUCGCUGGCUAAUUUAUCACCACAGAUUGGGUUGUAUUCAGCUCUGAUGGGAGGGUUCAUAUACAUGACUUUCGGGACCGUUAAGCAGGUUUCCAUGGGACCUACAUCUCUAAUGGCUUUACUCACUUACGAGUACACAAAAAAUUUGACUCAAGAAUAUGUGGUGCUAUUGACAUUCAUGUGUGGAAUCGUUGAAAUAUCGAUGGGAUUAUUUAAACUUGGAUUCUUGGUCGACUUUAUCUCCACUCCGGUGACAUCGGGCUUUACAACCGCUACUUCCAUUAUUGUGAUUAUGUCACAAGUAAAAGGUAUUUUGGGCGUGAGAUUCAAAGGCGAUACAGUUAAAGACAUAUUGGAGAAACUGAUAGAGCACUUUCACGAGAGGAGAAGCGGUGACAUGAUUUUUGGACUAGGCGCCAUUGCUUUAAUUCUAUCUAUGAGGGAAUUACGUAAUGUACCGGUCAAAGGGAAUCUGAAAAAAGUUUUGUGGUUCAUUUCCCUGAGUCGGAACACAUCUGUCGUCCUACUCGCAAUGUUUAUCACGUAUUUAUUCGAAUCCAGCGGAACUCCCGUGCCGUAUUUAACCUCAGACACUGCUGAAACUGGAUUGCCGUCACUACAGUUUCCGCCCUUUGGAUACACGUCAGGGAACACGACCGUCACGCUGCCCGAUAUGUUGUACGAGAUCCGGUCUGCCAUAUUCAUCAUACCACUUGUGUCGGUGCUGGCCAACGUGUCCAUUGCUAAAACUUAUGCUAACGGAGGUAUAGUAGAGGCGACGCAGGAGAUGUUGGCUUUGGGCAUGUGCAACAUAGCAGGGUCGUUCAUUAUGUCGAUGCCCACAUGCGGUGCGUUCACUCGGAGUGCCCUGAGCCAAGCUAGUGGUGUCCAAACGACGUUGUCCAACAUAUACGCCACUGGUUUAAUAUUUCUGUCCAUCAUGUUCCUCACGCCUCAUUUCCAUCUCAUCCCAAGAUCGAUACUGUCCUCGAUUUUGAUCAGCGCCGUGUUGUUCAUGGUAGACUAUCAGAUAGUCAAACCUCUUUGGAAGACCAACCGAGCGGAGCUAUUCGUUACAUUGGUCACACUUUUGAUAAGUCUUUUCUUUACCGUUGAAAUCGGUUUACUUGCAGGCAUAUGUGCAAACAUUAUUCAUUUAGCUCUUAUGUGGUCCAGACCUAAACUAAAAAUCGAAUUAAUCAAAUCCAAAGGAGUGGAGUUCGUAUUGAUAACGCCAAACAACGGACUGUAUUUCCCCGCAAUAGAUUAUUUGUAUAGGGAAAUCAUGCAAAUCCCAAAACAGGAAGGCUACGCAAAAAUACCAUUGGUUAUAAACUGCGCGCACUUGAAGGGACUGGACUAUACUGCCGCCAGGGGGCUGAGCCUAAUAUCUUCAGAAAUCCAGGCCAAAGACCAACGUUUUGUCGUCCUGAGCGCAUCGGAAAAAAUGCGAUACGUUUUUCGAAAGUCUGGCUGCAAGUCGAUGGUGUUCUGUAACUCGCUCGACGCACUACCCGCCACGAUUCUAGGCCACCAUUGUAAAGAAAAAUGUGCAUUGAAUAGCUCAUCAACGAGGAGUAACGAUACUGUGAUCGUGGACGUUCCAAUCACGCUGGCCGAGGGGACUCCUCUGUUGAACGUCAAGACUCCUAACGGGAACGACACCAGAGUUGACAUUUAG